UUUUUCAGCUUCAUGUUAUUAUGUUCAGAGGCUCUCAUUCUUAGCCGUUGCUUCGUCUUCUUUUUCGAAUUGGAUAAUUUGAUUGGAUUUUUUACAGUUCCGUGCAAGUAAAGUUUUGUCACUAGGAAACUAAUGGGGACUUUAAGGUUUCUCUUUGGACUUUUGGUGAUUUCCGUUACAUCAUGGAUAGUUUUCAUAUUUGCUUUGAGGUUGCUGUUUUGGAUUCUAGGCAAAACAGUCGGAGUAUCUAUUGACUUCCGACUUGGAGGGUGGAACUGUUUGAAGGAUAUAGCGGUGAAGUUAAAAAAGGGUGCUCUUGAAUCCAUAUCAGUGGCUGAAAUUAAGCUCAGUUUAUGUCAGUCCUUGGUUAAACUUGGGACUGGCAGAGUUUCUAAGAGUUUAAAGCUACAGGUGUUAAUAAGUAAGCCAGAAAUUGUAUUAAGGCCUUCAAGUAGCUCUUCAAGUAAAAGCUCAAAGAAAGCUAAACCCCAUAAAAGCUCUUCGAGUAAAAGCUCUUCAGGCAAGGGAAAGAAGUUGAUGGCUGUAGGUAACAUUGCAAGAUUUUUGUCAGUUUCUAUUACAGAUUUGGCAUUGAAGACACCUAAAGCAACUGUUGAAGUUAAUGGAAUCAAACUAGAUAUAUCUCAAGACGGUGGGUCUAAACCCAGUCUGUUUGUUAUAUUACAAAUAUUACCCAUUUCUGCCCAAGCUGUUCAGCUGCUCUCUGGCAGUAUGGAAAAGCAUUCUGCCCCUUCUAGUUGUGAAGAGUUUUCUCUCUCUUGUGAAUUUGGAAAUGAACGGGAAGCUGGUUUAGUUGUCCGAAAUGUGGACAUUAACUUUGGAGAGAUUAUUGUAAACCUCAAUGAGGAGCUGCUAUCCAAGACUAAAAAACCACCAGGUGGUUCUUCUCAUAUUGAAAAAGUUAAAGAGUCAACAGCUGAUUCCUCGACCACUAAAAAGCCUGAUAAGAAACAAGCUGCAAUUUUAGCAUUGACAAAAAAUACUUCUAUUUUUCCGGAAAAGAUUAGUUUCAACUUACCAAAACUAGAUGUGAAGUUUGUGCAUCGGGAACAUGAUAUUGUUGUUGAAAAUAAUAUCAAGAGCAUUCAGUUGAAAAGCAUCAAAUCAAAAUCAACUGAAGAGGUGGGGGAGAGUACACGAGUUGACGUCCAGUUCGAAUUCAGUGAGAUACAUCUUCUCAGAGAAUCUGGCUCUUCUGUAUUAGAGAUAAAGAAAUUUGGUGUUUUCUCUUUUGUCAACAUUCCAGUACAGCCAAUCUCACCUGUUAGAGCUGAAAUAGAUGUUAAGCUUGGAGGGAUUCGGUGCAAUGUUAUGAUAAGUACAUUAAAGAAACUGUUGAGAUUGAAACCCUCUGGUACAGGAGCCAAAAAGAAAGAAGUGGUUCUUCAAGAGGAAACUUCUACUAUUGAGAAGCCACAAUCAACUGAAUCCAAAGCCAUAAUGUGGAAAUGUACUGUCUCAGUUCCUGAGAUUACAAUUGUGCUUUAUAGUAUCAGUGAUGUGCCACUGUAUCAAGGCUGCUUGCAGUCAUCAUAUGUGUUGGCUAAUGACAUUUCAAGUACAGGACCCACAGUACACACGGAACUUGGCGAGCUGCAUUUGCGUGUGGCAGAUGAAAAUCAAGAAUGCUUGAAAGAAAGCAUUUCCAGUGUGAAACUAAAUUCAGGUUCAUUACUGCAUGUAGCAAAGGUUACUCUAGACUGGGGUAAAAAGGACAUGGAAUCAUCUGAAGAUGGCGGCACUAGAUGUAAAUUAGUUCUUUAUGCUGAUGUGGCUGGAAUGGGCAUUUAUUUCACGUAUAAGCAUGUUGAAUCACUUAUAGUAACAGCCAUGUCCAUUAAAGCACUCUUCAAAAAGCCAUCUGCUAGUAAGAAAGCAACACAGAGCCGGACAUCACGUUCAUCAAAGCCAUCAGGGAAGGGCACUCGACUUUUAAAAUUUAAUCUUAAACAAUGUUCAAUUAGUUUUUGUGGCGACACUUGCUUGGAAAACACAGUUGUGGUGGCAGAUCCCAAGCGUGUAAAUUAUGGUUCUCAGGGUGGUCGGGUUGUUAUUAGUGUUUCGGAAGAUGGGACACAACGUACCGCAACUGUAAUCUCCACGGUUUCAGAUGAAUGCAAGAAUUUGAAGCACUCUCUUUUGCUUGACAUCUUUCACUUUAGUUUGUGUGUAAACAAGGAGAAACAAUCCACAGAAGUUGAGCUUGAAAGAGUCAGAUCUAUCUAUGAGGAUCAUCUCGAAGAAGAUAAUCCAGACAAAAAAAUUACAUUAUUUGAUAUGCAGAAUGCAAAAUUUGUACAACGCUCUGUCGGCCAUAAAGAGAUAACUGUUUGCUCUCUGUUCAGUGCUACUGACAUCUCCAUCACAUGGGAGCCUGACAUGCAUCUGUCUUUCGUUGAACUUGGUUUGAAACUGAAAGCACUUGUACACAAUCAGAAGGUUAAGGAAAGUGGUAAUGAACAUGCAGAUAAUGUCUCUAGUGAAAGAGAAGUUGAGCAGAAGAAAGAAGUCAUUGGGGUGGAGUCAGGUCAUGUUAAUAAAACAAAGAAAAAAGAAUCUAUUUUUGCUGUUGACGUAGAGGUGCUGAGUAUAUAUGCUGAAGCUGGAGACGGUGUUGAUGCAUUUGUGCAGAUUCAGUCAAUUUUCUCUGAGAAUGCCCGCAUAGGGGUACUUCUUGAAGGAUUAUUGCUUGGUUUCAACGGAGCCCAGUUAUUGAGAAGUGGCCGAAUGCAAAUUUCCCGUAUUCCCAAUGUUUCCAGCUCAUCUGAUGCAACAGUACCAGUUGUCACUGUGUGGGAUAUUGUGAUUCAAGCACUUGACGUUUAUAUUUGCCUGCCUUUCAGGCUGGAGUUGCGUGCCAUUGAUGAUGUUGUUGAAGAGAUGUUGCGAGCUUUGAAGAUUGUAACUAAUGCUAAAACUCACCUAAUUCUUCCCGUGAAGAAAGACAGCCCCAAUCCCAAACCUAAAAAGCCUAGUUCAAACAAAUUUGGAUGUGUGAAGUUCUUUUUACGCAAGCUGACCAUUGAAAUUGAGGAAGAACCAAUCCAGGGCUGGCUUGACGAGCACUACUUUCUAAUGAAGAAAGAGGCCUUCGAGCUAGAUGCUAGGUUGAAAUUUUUUAAUGAUUAUAUUUCGGCCAAUCAGUGUCCUAAAACAGCUGAAAGUAACGAUUCUUCCUGUGAAAGAAAGAUCCAGUAUAAUGGAGCUGAGAUUGAUAUGCAGGAUCCUUCAGCAAUCCAAAAAAUGCAAGAAGAGAUAUAUAGACAGUCUUUUCAAUCCUAUUACUUAGCGUGUCAAAAGCUAAAGCCAGCGGAAGGCUCUGGUAGCUGGAGAGAAGGUUUCCAGGCUGGUUUUAAGCCUAGCACAUCAAGAAUUUCACUUUUUUCUAUUUCAGGUACAGAAUUAGAUGUGACCGUGACAUUGAUUGAUGGUGGAACUGACGGGAUGAUAGAAGUUAUAAAGCAGCUUGAUCCUGUAUGUCGUGAAGCUGCGAUUCCGUUUUCUCGUGUAUACGGGUGUAAUCUUCUCUUAAACGCUGGCUGUCUAACUGUUCAGAUAAGAGACUACCCAUUUCCUCUUUUUUCUGCAAUUUCUGGUAAAUGUGAAGGCCGUCUUGUGAUGGGACAGCAGGCAACAGCUUUUCAGCCCCAAAUGUCGCAUGACGUCUUCAUUGGGAGGUGGAGAAAGGUCCGCAUGCUUCGCUCAGCCACUGGUACAACUCCGCCAAUGAAAACAUACACAGAUUUACACUUGCGUUUUAGAAGUGCAGAAGUGUCCUUUGGGGUGGGAUAUGAAACAGUUUUUGCUGAUGUCAGCUAUGCUUUCACUGUGGCGCUUCGUAGGGCUAAUUUAAGCAAAAAAGGUCCUGGUCUUCCAGUGCUGCCAAAAAAGGAGAAGAGCUUACCAUGGUGGGAUGACAUGAGAAAUUACAUCCAUGGAAAUAAUAAUUUAUUCGUUUCUGAAACUAAAUGGUACAUUCAAGCAUCUGCUGAUCCUUAUGAAAAGCUUGACAUGCUUCAAAUAGUUUCUGGUCCUUUGGAGAUCCAGCAAUCUGAUGGCCGUAUUUAUGCCUGUGCAAAAGAUUUUAAAAUUUUCCUAAGCAGUUUGGAGAGUUUGAUAAAUAGUCGCAGCGUAAAAAUUCCUACCAUUGUAUCUGUUCCAUUCCUUGAUGUGCCAGUCUUUAGCAUUGAGGUUUUGAUGGAUUGGGAUUGCGACUCUGGUCAUCCCUUGAAUCAUUAUUUAUUUGCACUUCCUGUGGAAGGAAAGUCUAGGGAGAAAGUAUUUGAUCCUUUCAGAUCUACUGCUCUUACUCUCCGAUUUGAUGUUUCUCUUAAACCCCUGCGUCCCUCAUUGGACAAACAAACCCCACCUGCUUCAGCGUCAGAUUCCAAUGUUUCAAAUGGUUCACCAACAGUGAGUUUCAAUGUACAUGAUCUAGCUUGGCUGGCUAAGUUUGGAAAUGUGGUGGCUUUACCCCCGUGCAAAAUCCGUUUGUUUGCUCGGUUUAAGCGUUUUGGAAUUCCAUUAGUUCCUAGAUCAGGAAACUUGCCAUUAGAUAGGGUGAUGACAGAAACUAUGUUCCGUUUAGAUAUCACACCUACUUGUAUAAAGUAUAAGACGUUUGCUGAAGAUGAUCCAGCAAAAGGACUGACAUUUACUACAACAAAGUUUAAAGUUGAAGUCUGUUCCAGCAGGGGUAAGCAAAAAUUUACGUUUGAUUGCACGCGUGAACCUCUUGGUCUUGUCUACCUGGGGCUUGACCUUCAUUUGCUGAAGGCCUUUUUAAACAAAGGAGAUAGCACUAGUGUCAUAAAAGUAGGUCAAACUUCUCGGUCUGCAUCCAUGGAGCAAGUUUCUAGUGGAAAGGGCAAUUCUACGAGUGAUUGCACAGAGAAGCAUCCUGAUGAAGGAUAUUUUAUGUCAUUUGACUAUUUUACAAUCAGAAAGCAGUCCCCAAAGGCUGAUCCUGAAAGCUUGUCGGCUUGGCAAGAGGCUGGGAGAAAAAAUCUUGGAACGACAUACGUCAGAUGUAUGACGGAGAAAGUGAGGGAGAGUGACGAGAAUGCAGAGUCAGAUCCUAGUGAUGACGAUGGAUACAACGUGGUUAUAGCUGACGAUUGUCAGCGUAUUUUUCUUUACGGCCUUAAAAUUCUGUUGAAUAUAGAGAAUCGAGAUGCUGUGAGGUCUUUUGGUGCUGGAUUAGCCAAAGCAUUAGAAGCUCAAAAGCCUUGUGCUUCUCGGCAGUAUGCACAGAGGAAGUUACUCGAGGAGAAACAGAAACUUAGUGAACCUGAAAUGCCUCAAGAGGAUGCUCUGAAGUCCCCUUCUACAAAAAAUGUUGUGCCUUCCUCUUCUCAAAAUAUGGAGACAUAUGAAUCAGAUUCAUCUGUAUCACAAGCAGCUGGAAUGGAAAAUUCAUCUACUGCUGCAGUUGAACGAGAAAAAAAUGACAAGGUUGAUGAUUCCGAAGAGGAGGGGACUCGUCAUUUUAUGGUAAAUGUUAUCGAGCCUCAAUUCAAUCUUCACUCUGAAGAAGCAAAUGGGAGAUUUCUUUUCGCUGCUGCUAGUGGUCGUGUUUUGGCACGAUCUUUUCAUUCAGUUCUUCGUGUUGGCUCUGAGGUGAUUGAGCAAGCACUGGGUACUGAAAGUGCUCAUAUUCCUGAAGGUGGGCAUGACAUGACAUUGACACGCAUGGAGUUUUCUGUGAUGCUGGAGCAUGUGCAGGCUCAUGUUGCACCUACUGAUGUGGAUCUUGGGGCUGGAAUACAGUGGCUUCCAAAAAUUCGUCGAGGUUCUCAGAAGGUCAAGCGUACUGGCGCUCUACUGGAAAGAGUGUUUAUGCCUUGUGAUAUGUACUUCCGAUUCACAAGGCAUAAAAGUGGAACCCCGGAAUUGAAGGUGAAGCCGUUAAAGGAUCUCAGCUUUAACUCGCAGAGCAUAACAAUGUCCAUGACAUCUCGCCAAUUUCAGGUUAUGCUGGAUGUAUUAACCAACCUUCUCUUUGCUCGGGCUCCCAAGCCUCGAAAAAGUUGCUUCACUUGUCCUGGAGAAGAUGAUGAAGAUGAAGGGGAGGAGGCAGAUGCAGUGGUUCCUUCUGGUGUUGAAGAAGUAGAACUUGCCAAAAUCACCCUUCAGCAGAAAGAAUGGGAUCAUAAGUUUAUACUCAAUAACAUUAAGAAUUUAUCUCUUCAUUGUGAUACUUCAGGAGACAAUCUGGAAAAAGAAGGUGAUUGGUGGAUGGUAAAUGGUGGGAAAUCUCUUUUGGUACAAGGAUUGAAGAAAGAACUUGGUGACGUAAAAAAACUUAGGAAGGAAGCAGCAGCAGCCUUAAGGGUUACCAUGCAGAAAGCAGCUCAGCAACGGCUGAUGGAGAAAGAAAAGAACAAAAGUCCAUCCUGUGCCAUGCGAGUUUCUGUACAUACUACCAAAGUCGCAUGGAGCAUGCUUAUGGAUGGAAAACCAUUUGCCGAGGUAGAGAUAAAUGACCUGAUUUAUGAUUAUGAUCGUGAUUACAAAGAUAUUGGUGUUGCUCUCUUUACAACUAAGUCCAUUUUUAUAAGAAACUGCCUGCCUAAUGCAAAAUCUGAUACACUUUUAUCAGCCUGGAAUCCUCCUCCAGAAUGGGGAAAAAAAGUACUGCUUCGCGUCGAAGCAAAGCAGGGAGCUCCCAGGGGUGGAAACUCUGUUCUGGAGCUUUUACAAGUAGAUGUAUAUCCGCUUAAGAUUCAUUUGACUGAGGCAAUGUACAGAAUGGUGUGGGGAUACCUCUUCCCAUCAGAAGACCAAGAUUCACAAAAACGGAAGGAAGUUUGGAAGGUCUCAACAAUAGCUGGUGCAAGAAGGGCAAAGAAAAGCAUGGAUGUUACUGCAGCAGUCGGCCAAGCAUUAAAGGAAUCUGAGGGAUCACACAAAUCAAGAGCGUCCAUUACUGAUCUGCCAACUGAUUCUAACAAAGCAUCAAAAUUGCCAGACCUAAAACCUGGAACCCACUUGAGGAGAACAUCUUCUUUCGACAGAAUGGAAGACGCUGUUGCAGAGUCCAUUGCCACCGAACUUCUAAUGCAAGCUCAAUCCUCGAAAACGGAGGAAGAGAAGGUUGUACAACCCAUUGAAGAUAAAAAGGCUAGGCCUCCGAAACUGAUUGAAUUUCGCAAUAUCAAGAUAAGUCAGGUUGAGCUAUCAUUAACGUACGAAGGGUCCAGAUUUGUUGUAAGUGAUCUCAAGUUGCUGAUGGAUACAUUUCACCGAGUCGAGUUCACCGGAACAUGGAGGAGGCUGAUCUCUCGAGUUAAGAAGCAUGUUAUAUGGGGAGUCCUGAAGUCUGUAACUGGAAUGCAGGUCAAGAAAUUCAAAGACAAGGGACAUAGUCAACAGCCAAACAUAACUGCUGCUCCUGAUGGUGAAUUCCAUCUCCUUGACAAUGAUCAAGCUUCUGAUCAGAAAGGAGCCUUUCCUAAGCGUUCAACUGACGGCGCCGGUGAUGGAUUUGUUACUUCCGUUAGGGGCCUCUUCAACAAUCAACGGCGCAAAGCCAAACAAUUUGUGCUACGAACUAUGAGGGGUGACGAGGAGGGCGAUCAGCAGGGACAGUUGAGUGAUGGUGAUGCCGAGAUCUCUCCAUUUGCUCGGCAGCUGACAAUAACCAAAGCUAAGAAACUUAUUAAGCGGCACACAAAGAAGUUCGAGAAAGGUUCAAUUUCGGGAUCGGUUGAUCUUGAUAAAGAAGCAAAUCCAUCAUCUCCUAUGAAUCCCACCAAUCCAACUGCAUAUGAAUCUGACUCUUCUAGCGGAUCUGAACUCAUUGAGGAACUGAACAGGAUUCAGAAAUAGAUCCAUAUCUAACAGAAUUGGAUUGUUUAAAGGCUUUUGAGUAGGAAGCAAACGCACAUACACAAUUCAAUCAUGUGCCUUAUCAAU
Hibiscus syriacus is the source of this 7938-nucleotide messenger RNA. RefSeq names its product protein SABRE-like. The transcript is spliced from 24 exons. NCBI's taxonomy places the organism in Eukaryota, Viridiplantae, Streptophyta, Magnoliopsida, Malvales, Malvaceae. The record is from RefSeq and is a predicted model, not a curated record. The coding region runs from base 133 to 7851 and encodes 2572 amino acids.